AUGGCUUCCACUUUAAAACCAGAAACUUUAGUCAAGAAAUCUAAGGCUCAACAAAAGACCGCCGAAGAACGUGCUGCCGCCAAGGUUGUCCGUCAAGCUUCCAACCAAGAAAAGCGUAAGAUCAUCUUCGACAGAGCUGCUGCUUACCAAAAGGAAUACACCGAUGCUGAACGUGCUGUCAUCAAGGCUAAGCGUGAUGCUAAGGCUGCUGGUUCUUACUACGUUGAUGCUCAACCAAAAUUAGUUUUCGUUGUCAGAAUCAAGGGUAUUAACAAGAUUGCUCCAAAGCCAAGAAAGGUUUUACAAUUAUUAAGAUUGACCCAAAUUAACGCUGGUGUUUUCGUCAGAUUAACCAAGGCCACUUCUGAAUUAUUGAAGUUAGCUGAACCAUACAUUGCUUACGGUUACCCUAACUUAUCUACCAUCAGACACUUAGUCUACAAGAGAGGUCACGGUAAGAUUAACAAGCAAAGAAUCGCUUUAUCUGACAAUGCUAUCAUUGAAGCUAACUUAGGUAAGUACGGUAUCUUAUCUAUUGAAGAUUUAAUCCACGAAAUCUACACUGUUGGUCCAAACUUCAAGCAAGCUAACAACUUCUUAUGGCCAUUCAAGUUAUCUAAUCCAAACGGUGGUUUCAGAACUAGAAAGUUCUUCCACUUUAUCCAAGGUGGUGACACCGGUAACAGAGAAGAAUUCAUUAACGCCUUAGUUAAGCAAAUGAACUAA
This is a messenger RNA of Debaryomyces hansenii CBS767, 726 nucleotides long. Its product is annotated as 60S ribosomal protein uL30. The transcript is spliced from 3 exons. The coding region runs from base 1 to 726 and encodes 241 amino acids. Gene Ontology annotation, molecular function: RNA binding; structural constituent of ribosome. NCBI's taxonomy places the organism in Eukaryota, Fungi, Ascomycota, Pichiomycetes, Serinales, Debaryomycetaceae. Gene Ontology annotation, biological process: maturation of LSU-rRNA from tricistronic rRNA transcript (SSU-rRNA, 5.8S rRNA, LSU-rRNA). Gene Ontology annotation, cellular component: cytosolic large ribosomal subunit. The record is from RefSeq and is a predicted model, not a curated record.